Molecule: messenger RNA, 771 nt
Organism: Didymella exigua CBS 183.55
Lineage: Eukaryota; Fungi; Ascomycota; Dothideomycetes; Pleosporales; Didymellaceae
Product: polysaccharide lyase family 3 protein
Exons: 4
Coding region: 1-771 (256 amino acids)
Biological process (GO): pectin catabolic process
Cellular component (GO): extracellular region
Molecular function (GO): pectate lyase activity
Source: RefSeq, a predicted model, not a curated record
AUGAAGUUCACUAUUGUCGCCGCUAUUGCCGCCCUUGUGGCCCCCAUCGCCGCUGGCCCUGCCGCUUCCGCUCCUGCUGAGGCUUUUGCCAUGCAGAAGCGUGCCACGAUCUCUAUUCCUGCGUCCAAGGGCACUGUCAAGCUCUCCAAGCCUCAGACUGUCUCCGGCACCUUCGACGGUGGUCUUAAGACCUACGGCCGUGGUGUUUCCUGCACUGGUCAGGCUGAGGGUGGCGACUCGGACGCCGUCUUCCUGAUCGAGAACAACGGGAUCUUGAAGAAUGUGAUUAUCGGAAAAGAUCAAAUCGAGGGUAUCCACUGCAAGGGCUCCUGCACCAUCGAGAAUGUCUGGUGGGUCGACGUCUGUGAGGAUGCUCUCACCCUGAAGGGUGACGGUAACGCCCUCGUUAAGGGUGGAGGUGCCCAGUCCGCCUCCGACAAGGUUAUCCAGCACAACGGUAAGGGAACCGUCACCAUCGACGGUUUCCAGGUCUCCGACUUCGGCAAGCUGUACCGUGCUUGCGGUAACUGCAAGAACUCCGUCUCCCGCUCUGUUGUCAUCAAGAACGUCAAGGCCUACUCUGGAAAGCUCCUCGCCGGUAUCAACCCCAACUUCGGCGGCACUGCCACCAUCUCCUCCACCUGCGCUUCCUCUGUGAAGGCCAUCUGCGAAGAGUUCAAGGGCACCACCCCCGGCAACGAGCCCAAGUCCGUCUCCAAGGGCCCCUCCAACUACUGCAAAUACACCGCCUCUGCCAUCCAAUCCUGCUAA